GCCAGCCACACACCAGCCAAACCUCCAGGUGUCAACAUCCCCCUGCCAGGAGCCUUGGCACCUGUACAGUCAGCGUAGUUCACCUCACCUGUACCUCACCUGUACCUCACCUGUACCUCACCUGUACCUCACCUGGGUCUGCCCCUGACGACAGCGGACAUCUUGUGGCUUUCUUGUCCAACCCUUGAAGCCCUGGUCAGGACACAACUCACCCUCCUGCUCGCAACCAAAACGGUCACAGAGUGACAGCUGUCACCAUGACGACGGCUUUAGCCACGACUACCGAGAUGGUGUCCAACACCACCCACAUCUACGAUACCUACGACCUGUUCAUCCACCCCCACUGGAAGCAGUUUCCCUUGAUUCCCGAGGCCUGGCACUACGCUAUCGGGGUGUACAUCACCAUCGUCGGCAUCUCGGGUGUCUUCGGUAAUCUCCUGGUCAUCUACAUCUUUGGAACCACCAAGAGCCUGCGCACGCCCUCCAACAUGUUCAUCGUGAACCUUGCCCUCAGUGACCUGACCUUUUCGGCCGUCAAUGGCUUUCCUCUGCUGACGAUCUCAGCCUUCAACAAGCGAUGGUUUUUCGGCAAAGUGGCCUGCGAGUUCUACGGCCUCAUCGGUGGCAUCUUCGGCCUGAUGUCCAUCGACACCAUGGCGGUGAUCGCCAUUGACCGCUACAACGUCAUCGCCAGACCCCUCAAGGCCUCCAGGUCGCUGGGCUACCGCAAGGCCUUCAUCAUGAUCGUCAUGGUGUGGGUCUGGUCCCUCAUCUGGACCCUCCCACCACUCUUCGGCUGGGGGGCCUACAUUCCAGAGGGCUUCCAGACUUCCUGCACUUUCGACUACUUGACCCGCACUGACUACUUCCGCUCCUACAUCAUGUGCCUGUACAUCUGUGGCUUCGCCAUGCCCCUGGGCAUCAUCAUGUUCUGCUACUUCUUCAUCUACCGAGCGGUGGCCAAGCACGAGAAGGAGAUGGGCAAGAUGGCCAAGAAGCUGAACGCUGAGAUCCGCCAGGGUGCGGCCGCCCAGGGCUCGGAAAUCAAGACCGCCAAGAUCGCCAUGACCAUCAUCACCACCUACCUCAUCAGCUGGCUGCCCUACGCCACCAUCGCCCUCAUCGCGCAGUUCGGCCCCGCCGAGUACGUCACACCCUACCUGUCCGAGCUGCCUGUCAUGUUCGCCAAGGCGUCCGCCAUGCACAACCCCAUCAUCUACGCCCUCAGCCACCCCAAGUUCCGCGAGGUGCUGGAUACCCGCUUCCCCUGGCUGCUGUGCUGCUGCCGCUUCUCGCAGAAGGAGAAGGAUGCGGCGGCGAACACCAAGAGUCAGAUGACCCGCGCCGACAGCGUCAACUCCAACGUCGUCGGCGGCAACUACAGCAACAUGUCCAGCGAGGUGUCUCACCUGAGUGACUCCGCCUACCCCUCCGCAGAGGUCGGCGACAACGGACGGCAGGUGAGCAUGAAGAUGAGUGACAUCCGCGCUGGCGGUGGCGGUGUCGGUGGUGGUGUCGGUGGUGGUGUCGGCGGCGGUGUCGGCGGCGGCCAGGAGGCGGAGAACAACAGCGCCCUCAUCCGCGACAUCCUCCAGGCUUUCGUGGGCGUGGUCAGCGCCCAGGGCUCACGUCAGGUGCCUGUCUACAUCCCUCCUCAGUUCAUCCCUCAAUAUGCCGCCAUGACUCAGAGCGGACAACUUCAAAUGCCGCAGGGUGUCUAUGCCAUCUCCCAAGGUGCAGUACCCGCGGAAACAAUCCCCAUCCCCCUUGCUCUUCCCCCCCAACCUGCCGCCCCUCAACCUGCCGCCCCCAAGCCUGCCGCCCCCCAGCCUGCCGCCCCCCAGCCGCUGCCCCCCAGCCUGCCGCCCCCCAACCUGCCGCCCCCCAACCCGCUGGUUCUGCCGCCUGCGCGGUCAAGGUGGGUGCGCUCUGCCAAUGUUGGGGAGACACACCAGGUGCAGGCAGCCCAGCCUCCCAAGUUCGGAGACAGGUGUGACAGUGAACAGGUGUGUGCAUUAAAUGUGGAAAUAGGGCUGGGGGCCAUUUGGGCACCGCUUGAUGGAUAUGUCUUUAACAACUUGGUUAACUAG
Molecule: messenger RNA, 2090 nt
Organism: Pomacea canaliculata
Lineage: Eukaryota; Metazoa; Mollusca; Gastropoda; Architaenioglossa; Ampullariidae
Product: rhodopsin-like
Exons: 9
Coding region: 258-2090 (610 amino acids)
Biological process (GO): G protein-coupled receptor signaling pathway; visual perception
Cellular component (GO): membrane
Molecular function (GO): G protein-coupled receptor activity
Source: RefSeq, a predicted model, not a curated record